AUGAUAAUAAUGUUUGACGACAUUUUGCCCUUGGUUGAGGUUACGGGAGGUUUAAGGUUGAGGUCACAGAGGGCCAAUGUUGGGUAUAGAGAAGUCAGUGUUGGUAGUGACAUCAGUGUUGGUAGUGAAGUCAGUGUUGGUAGUGACAUCAGAGUUGAUAGUGAAGUCAGUGUUGGUAGAGAAGUCAGCAUUGCUAGUGAAGUCAGUAUCUAUAGUAAAAUCAUUGUCAGUAGCGAUGUCAGCGUCAUUAUCGAGGUCAGUGUUGGAGUUCAGAACCAAACAACCUCCUCAUCACAAUUGAUAACAAGUGUGAGUGUGAGCGUCAGUGUGCGUCAGUGUGAACCUCAGUGUGAGUGUGAGCGUCAGUGUGAACCUCAGUGUGAGUGUGAGCGUCAGUGUGAACCUCAGUGUGAGUGUGAGCGUCAGUGUGAACCUCAGUGUGAGUGUGAGCGUCAGUGUGAGCCGCAGUGUGAGCGUCAGUGUGAACCUCAGUGUGAGUGUGAGCCGCAGUGUGAGCGUCAAUAUGUGACAUACUUCAUGGAGAAUAAUGACCCAUCAAAAACACCGAGUAUGUUUUGA
Molecule: messenger RNA, 579 nt
Organism: Homarus americanus (American lobster)
Lineage: Eukaryota; Metazoa; Arthropoda; Malacostraca; Decapoda; Nephropidae
Product: keratin-associated protein 16-1-like
Exons: 4
Coding region: 1-579 (192 amino acids)
Molecular function (GO): transferase activity
Source: RefSeq, a predicted model, not a curated record